This is a messenger RNA of Falco peregrinus (peregrine falcon), 7720 nucleotides long. It is a transcript of the gene STEAP2, whose product is annotated as STEAP2 metalloreductase. The record is from RefSeq and is a predicted model, not a curated record. The transcript has 6 exons. Gene Ontology annotation, cellular component: endosome; plasma membrane. Gene Ontology annotation, molecular function: ferric-chelate reductase (NADPH) activity; cupric reductase (NADH) activity. Gene Ontology annotation, biological process: copper ion import. The coding region runs from base 521 to 1990 and encodes 489 amino acids. NCBI's taxonomy places the organism in Eukaryota, Metazoa, Chordata, Aves, Falconiformes, Falconidae.
GGCGGGUCGUAGCGGCAGAGGAGGCGCCGCCUCCCCGCCCGCCCGCCCGCCACUGCGGGGCAGGAGCGUGAGGAAGAGAAGCGGCGGUGCCGGUCCUGCUGGCGGGCGGGAGGAGCUGGAGAUGCCGGCCAGGACCUGGGCCCCGCCGAGCUCCGCCGGGGCCGAUACGCGCAUCGCGCUGCUGCCCGCCAGGCUGCCGAGGGGGCACCGGCCUGCAGCCGCCGCCCGGCCCGCCCCGCGCCUCGGCCCUCACCCCGUAAGUUCCCGCCCGAGCGGGUGGCCACAAAUUCAGAGGGUGCCCGGCUGUCUGUGCCUUCGCCCUUCUCGUCGAGUAGUUAUUUUUCAAAGAGCUGUUUUUCACGUCUGUGUCACCUUCUGGCUGACUUAGUGCCGUAGUGUUUUCUUAGCUUAUCUAAGGGCAAAUGUCAAAUUUGUCUCACUUCUAUUAUUUUUGAUACCUGUGAAGCCAUAUAUUUUGUAAAAGAAGAAGAAAUCAUUGUAGAUUUGCUGUCUUGGAAGUAUGGAAUCAAUCUCUAUGAUGGGAAGUCCGAAGAAUCUCAAUGAAACUUUUCUACCAAAUGUUGCCAACGGUAUCAAGGAUGCCAGUAAGAUCACAAUAGGCAUCAUUGGAAGUGGAGACUUUGCUAAGUCAUUGACAAUUAGACUUAUCAGGUGUGGGUACCACGUGGUCGUAGGAAGCAGAAACCCUAAACUUGCUGCUGAGUUCUUUCCCCAUGUGGUUGAUGUCACUCACCAUGAAGAUGCAGUAGCAAAAACAAACAUCAUUUUUGUAGCUAUACACAGAGAACAUUACGCCUCUUUGUGGGACCUCAAACAUUUACUUGCUGGUAAAAUUCUGAUUGAUGUCAGCAAUAACACAAGAGUAGACCAAUAUCCAGACUCCAAUGCAGAGUAUUUGGCAUCACUUUUCCCAGAUUCCCUGAUUGUCAAAGGAUUCAAUGUCGUUUCAGCUUGGUCACUGCAGUUAGGACCAAAGGAUGCCAGCAGACAGGUCUAUAUAUGCAGUAACAACAUUCAGGCUCGCCAUCAAGUUAUUGAGCUUGCCCGUCAACUGAGUUUUAUUCCUAUUGAUUUGGGGGCAUUGUCAUCUUCAAGGGAGAUUGAAAACUUACCUCUGCGACUGUUCACACUGUGGAAGGGGCCUGUAGUGAUUGCCAUUAGCCUGGCAAUGUUUUUCUUCAUCUAUUCCUUCGUCAGAGAUGUAAUCCAUCCAUACGUGAAAAAUCAGCAGAGUGACUUUUACAAGAUCCCCAUUGAGAUUGUGAACAAGACUCUGCCAAUUGUUGCUAUCACUUUACUUUCUCUAGUGUAUUUAUCAGGACUUACUGCAGCUGCUUAUCAGCUUUACUAUGGUACUAAGUAUAGGCGAUUUCCACCUUGGCUGGACAACUGGCUCCAGUGUCGAAAGCAGCUUGGACUGCUCAGUUUUUUCUUUGCAACAGUGCAUGUGGCAUACAGCCUCUGCUUACCUAUGAGGAGAUCGGAGCGAUACUUGUUCCUCAAUAUGGCGUUUCAGCAGGUUCAUGCAAAUGUUGAAAAUUCUUGGAAUGAAGAAGAAGUGUGGCGAAUUGAAAUGUAUAUCUCCUUUGGAAUAAUGAGUCUUGGAUUGCUUUCUUUGCUGGCAGUAACUUCCAUCCCUUCAGUAAACAGUGCCUUAAACUGGAGGGAGUUCAAUUUUAUUCAGUCUACACUUGGAUACGUUGCUCUACUCAUAAGUACUUUCCAUGUACUGAUUUACGGAUGGAAAAGAGCUUUUGAAGAAGAGUAUUACAGAUUUUAUACACCACCAAAUUUUGUUCUUGCCCUUGUUCUGCCUUCCAUUGUAAUUCUAGGUAAGAUCAUUUUACUUUUGCCAUGUGUAAAUAGGAAACUGAGAAGAAUUCGAAGAGGAUGGGAGAAAAGCCAUGUUAUAGAAGAAACAAGUGGGUCUGUUCCACAUCUCUCCCCAGAAAGGAUAACUGUGAUGUGAUGACAGACUAAUAUUUGUUAGCACUGUAGUAGAUGUUUGGGUUUGGAUCAUAAACUUGUAUUUUUAGGAGUUUAGUUAAAGUAUGAGUAAAGUCCCUAUGGACUUGCUUAGCAUAUACUACAAGCUCUCAACCAAACUGAGAAAUUAAUAAAUAGAGGACUACUACUUCAAAUAACUACAAAAAUAUUUUUGUUUUGAAUUAGAAGGCAGAUGAUUAUGAAAUCAAAAGGUUUUAAUGCUCCUUUGCACAGUUAUAUCACAACAGUAUUUUAUUAUAACCAUGCUUUCCAGAUACUACUUUGACUUAGAACUUAUGUGUCAGAGUGCUAUUUAUUGAUACCAUGUUUUCUGAGCAGUGUUUCUUUUAUUAAAACCACACUUCUGGGUUAGUGAGUUCAGAAUAUAGACUAAUAGAGUUAAUAUUUAGGAAGUAAUCAGGUUUUGAAACAAUUUAAUUUGUAAUGAUGUAUUGCACAUGUACAGUAUAUUUCUUUGUGUGUGGUUUUAUACCGUUCCAUGAUUUGAAUAUGCAAAACCAGUUUCAGUUCUGGUGGAACUGUACAUCUUGUAAGCAAAUAGCAUUGUACUAAUGUGGUCAUUUUUUUCAAACUAUUACAUAGAAUGUUAGACCUUUGGCAUCUCUUUAUUUCCAUACAUCAUAUAAUGAAAUUCAAAACAGUGUUAUACAUGUAUAGAAAGACUUGCAAAUAUGUGUGCAAGCGACUAGGUUUUGAUUUUAGAAUGAUUUCAAAAUAUCAGGUAAUAAUAAUUAAAAAAAGAAGCUGAGAAAUCUGCAACAAUAAAAAUCCAUUUUCACUGUGAAACUUCCAAUGUGUUGGUACAACAGGGAAGCAUCACAAUAUUCAUAUUCUGUAUGUUUCUGCACUGGAUUUUCAUUUAAUAUAUAUGAAUUUCCCAAAGUCUGUCUUAAAUUCUUAGUAUCUUUUUGUGCAAAUCCAAUCUUCUAUUUUUAUAUAGAAUUCUUAAUUUUACAAGUGUCUCUGGGUUAUGCCUGAAUUUGUGAGAAACAAAAUUAUUAUUCUUAUACUUAAAAAUGAAUUUAUCUCUAAAACUUGACAUUUGCAUUUCCUGUGGAAUCCAAAAGAAUGUUCACAAUUAGUUAUUACUACUGCUUUGUCAGGUUCUACUCUUCUCUAACAAAAUAGCCAAACUCAAGUCAUACCUUCAGGCUACUCCUGCUUAAUUAGCAAAACCUUUAUAUCAGUGAAUCAGAAUAUGUAUUUAGUCCUAAUUUUCUUGUAUUAAAUUGUAUUUGCACUUACUUAUAUUUGCACUGUUUAGGAUCUCUGACUUUAUUAGCUGCACCUUCACCUAAUAUUUAUUACUUUGCAAGAAUUUGUCAUCGAUAUGAUAGAUCAGAAAUAUACAGUACUUAAGCUUGAAUUCAUCCUUAAACAUCACUAGUCCUGUAAAUCUCCUUACCUCUGUUUGUAAUGAAAACAGCAGCUCCACAGAACAAGAAGAAUCUAGAAUGAAACUCUGCCCCCAGUUACACCAACCUAAAUCUAAAGAGUUCGUACUAGUUGUUCUUGGUUUAAUUUCAAAAUCAAAAAAUCUCCAAUCAUUUUUUCAUUGUAGUAUCCAUAUUCCCCAAACUUUUACACAUCAAGCCUGUGUAUAUUCUGGGUUUGUUGCAAAUCAAGAAACAGUUGAUUUUUUUUUCAUUUUAAGCAUGUUCAAAUCUAGAGAUGAAUAUUAAAGUAUUUGCAUGAUUUUUCCAGAAUUGAAGCAUUUUUAUAUGUCUCUAAGUAAGUUUUGUAUGAAAUGUGAAGUCAGUGAAUUAAUUUUGAAAAUGGAGGUUUGUCAAAACAUUUUGGGGAAAAAAUAUCAACUAUAAUUCAUGAAUGUCAACAGAAAUUUGAGAAGUUUUUUUCCAUUCACAGAUUUUCAAUUCCAAAGAGUUGGAAAACUUCGUUUUAUCCUCCUUUUUAAGCUACAAGGGGGAAGCUGUUGGAAAGGGGAAAAAUCAUUUUAUUUCACCAUUUUUUUAAAAGUAAACAAUAAUAGCAACUGUAAGUAGUCAGACCUGAGGUCUUUCAGAGUUGUCUACAAUAGCUGAAAAGUGGCAGAUGCUUCCAAAAAGAGGGUAUGUGUUCUGUGAUUCUUCUCCUGACAUAACAUCUCAGCUUCUUGCAAAUCAAUAAUUCAGGACUUACUUGAGACAGGUGCUGCCUCUGGAUUAUAGUAUUAAAUAGCUACUUCCUAAAAAAAUUAUAUAACAUCUUUAGAAAUUUGAAACUUCCCCAGUUUUUUUACAGGAAGAGGGGGGAAAAAAUUAAUAAAUCUAUCAAAUCAAUGAAAAAAAAAAAAAGAUUCUUUCUUUUUUCCAUAAACAAAUCAGUUUGUUUUACAGUACUAAUUUUAUUGUCCCUCCUCCAAUAUGCAGCUAUUAUAGUGAUACCUGUGGUGACGCACAAACACAAUACUAUUUUAUAAAACAUUCUAGACAUUAACUGAAAAACUUGUCGUUCUUGGAGAUAUACAGGGGCCUCAACUAGUACAAAUGAGAUUUUCACAUAAAAAUGAAGAACAAGUGAUGAUUACAGCUUCUAACUUACUCAGCUUGUCUGUAGAUACGCUCCAAUACAGAAAGCUGUAUAUUUCUUGAAAGGCUUGCAGAAUUGUAUGUAACUGAAUUUCCUGACCUGUUUCCUGUUCCAUUAUUACAGAGGGAAACCACACAAAACUUAGGCAUUUGACCGUCAAUCUUUUAAAUAAAAUAAAUAUUAAAAAUCUUAGAAGACACAAAGUGUUGGAGAAUUUUAAUGGGAUAAAUAGCAUGCUACAUGCUACCCCACUUCUGUGCACAAAACUUGAUUAAAAUCACUAGACUGGGAUGGUAUAACUAAGAGCAGAAUUUCAUACCUCUGAACACAUUUAAAGUAGAAAACAUUAACGUUGACAAUCUGAUUACAUUUCAAAACGAAAUAUGCUGCUAUUAUUUUGUAGUAAUUCUACACUUCUGUAGAAUAGGUAAUUAACAUUCACAUUCCCUACAAUUAUCUGAUUUGUUUGAUGCAAUAGCAAUGUUGCAGAACUAAGAUACUAUACUAAUUGAACAUUACUAUCAAAGUCUAUAUACAUUAUCCUGUAAUGCAACCACUGACAGUAUAUACAGAAAUAUAUUGGCCCUCUCUCCUAUGCAAAGUUAUUUCAUCAUUAAAUUUCUUCAAGAAUGUUUAAACUGUUAAAUUUUGAAAUGCCAAAGGUGUCUAGAGAGAAUAAUGAUGUAUUGUUCCUUUUUUUAAACUGUGUGUAGAAAAUAAAAUUGUGGUUUGAUUUUAUAAGUUACUUGAAAGGUUGAAAUAUUGAAGUAUUAAUAAAUACAGAUGAUAUUUUUAGAUCAACUAUAUGAAGACAUUUUGUGAAAUAUUCGUGCUACAGAAUGACAUAUGGUUUCCUGUUAGGCCAUGUAUUUACUUCUAACUGGAAUAACAAGUUGACUUGUGAUUUAAUAUUUGUAGUGUUCUUUAAGGACCAAUUCACUCUAACAAGACACUAUUAAGUCUGAAAGUAAAAUGACACUCAUGCAUUUACUGCACGAUAUGUAUCAUGUCAUGCAUAUGUUUAAUCACAUAAGGAAUCUUUAUUCAUGUGAUCAAACACAUUGAUUUCUAUAGAAGAACUCACAUUAGGACUUCUCAUUGGAAGAAGUGUAGUAGACCAACCAGAAAAACCAAGGAAACUCAGUGUGAAGAACAGCAGGAGACAAAACUCUUUAAAGGAGUAGGGGGUGGAGAUCCUCUGAGUUUGUUGCAGGAAGGUCUCAAACACUGGCAAGAUCAAAGGGAAGGUUACUUUGUGUAAACUAAAGACUGAUAAGAAGUAACAGCCUGAUAAAGGCUGAAUAAUGGCCCAAGAAGUAGUGGAGUCAUCAGGAAUCUGCAGUAGCUAGAGGAAAGGUAAAUGUAGCAGGGGGAGAUCAUGACCACCGACUGAAUAUUAAGACCAAAAAGACUUGCUCCCUCACACCUGUAAGGAGCAUGUGUGCUAAUUUACAUGGCAAGCAGGGCUUAUUUUAAUAAGAGAUGGUCCACACCAGAGGAUAAGAAUAAAAGAGGAAGGCAAGUGCCAUUUUAGGGGAGGGAAAUAAGAAUAAGAGAAGGGACUUCUGGAUGAGCACUCCUGCAAGAAACAUUGUCCCCAUCUGUAGGCCCAAUGCUGGAUCCAGGACUGGUGAUUGAUCUCUUUUUUUUUUUUUUUUCUCUCUCCCCCUCCUCCUCUUUUUCUCGUAUUCUUUUACCUUUUUCUAGUGAGUAAUGCAAGGCAUAAAACUUCAUAUGCAUGGCAAGCAAUAAGCAUUUGUGCUACCCAAUUAUUUACCAAUGAGCCGAACUAUGGAAUAAAAGUCUUUGUUUACCUACAGACCGGUAUUGUGUAUAUCCUAUUCCAACCAAGAGAAUUAGCGAAUCUAAGUCACUCCUCCCUCCUUAGCAGGAUGUGACAAAAAGACCUGAAGCUAAAAGUUUAGUUUCAAUUGCCUAAAUGUAAACAACUAAAUUAAUUUAGAUGUCUUAGUUGCUAAGGAGAAUAAAGACAUAUUUUGAUGAAUAGCCUGCUAUAAAAAUAUUUUUGUGUAGCUUUAUAUAGAUCGCUUACUGCCUAAUGAAAAAUGAAUAAUGAAAUAAACUUCAUUUCUCUUCAUUACUGUUCAGUAAAAAAAUACAGUGCUUAAUAUGUAAUACAGAACUGUACACAUCAUAUUAGAAAAUGGAGACCUUUAUGUAUUGAGCAACAGGUUAUUUUUUUUCUAUGGAUAUUAAGGUAUUCUUUCUUAACAUUGUCUAAAAUACAGUUCUAUUACAGGUUCCAUGUGUGUCUUUCACUUUAUCUUGCAAUUCUGUUAAUUGUGGCGACUAUGUACAAGUGAAUGAAGUAGCCAUGUUCUUGAAUUAUUUAGAGAUUAAUUAUUUUGUAAUUCUAAGUUCUCUGCAUAUCUAACUUGUGGUAAUAGUUACUGUAAUUUGGUGUCAUGUUUAACAUUUUGUUCCAACAUUGUGCAAUAUAUGACUGCCAACAUGAGAAAGUACAUUUGUGAUUUUAUUUGCCUAUAAAAUAGUGUGUCUCUGUGUGUUGUCUCUCUCUCUGUUACUAGCUAUACAAGCUGCCCAACUAGCACUAAGGCAAAUUCUUAGUUCCCAAGUGUCUAUAAAUUUCACAGGUAUGAAUAUAUUUAUGAAACAGCUUUCCUCUGAAUUUGAAGAUUUCCUCUGAAAGUUAGAUAUAUCAGGUGCAUAAAAAUGAGAUAGAUUGUGUUUUUCAGUAUAAUAUUUUCAUACAUGCAAUGGUAAUGAAUGCGUAUGCAUAGUUCCUUUCAGGCAGUGCAUCUCCUAAUACACGAGUUUUUUAUUUCUUGAUGUUCAUCCUGUAGUAUUUUCUGUCGAUGUAAUGAGUAAUGUUGCAGUACUGAUAUUGUAUCAUUAUAUGAUACUGCUUGAAUUUAUUAGAGUACAGCCUCUAAAAUAAGUGACACAUUGAACUGACUUGAACAGUGAUCUCUUUCAUUACAUAUUGUUUCUCAUGCCUUGCUGGCAGUGUCUUGCAGUGAGCAUAGUAUGUCUCCCAUGUGCAAUAUUCUCUUCGUAGUUGUGUUUGUCAAUUUGUUUGUGCUGUCUCUUUGAACAGGGCUAUUAUAAAUUAUUAGUAAUGCUCUUAUCUAUUUUUCCAUAGACUGUGCUUUACAGGAAAAUCAAUAAAAAGUCAAUGACA